Molecule: messenger RNA, 1781 nt
Organism: Oryza brachyantha (malo sina)
Lineage: Eukaryota; Viridiplantae; Streptophyta; Magnoliopsida; Poales; Poaceae
Product: probable polygalacturonase
Exons: 3
Coding region: 160-1527 (455 amino acids)
Biological process (GO): carbohydrate metabolic process
Molecular function (GO): polygalacturonase activity
Source: RefSeq, a predicted model, not a curated record
GGCCUAUCCCUUUUCCAUCAGCUUCCGUCUCUCUCGCUCUCGUCGUCCUCGCGACGGCGACACGAUGAAAUCCCGAUCCAACUGAGUUCCAUUCCAAUUUCCAAGCGACCCCGUGCAGCUCGAGUGGAAGAGAGUGAUUCUUGGUGAGUCAACAUCGCAAUGGCGUCUCUUCUGCUACUGCUGCUGCUGCUGCUGGCGCCGGCGGAAGCGGGCACGUCGCAUGCCCGCGUCUUCUCCGUGGCGGACUACGGCGCGGCGGGCGAUGGCGUGCGGUACGACACGGGGGCCAUCCAGGCGGCCGUCGAAGCCUGCGCGGCCGCGGGGGGCGGGCGCGUCCUCCUCCCGGCGCCUGGGGACUACCUGACGGCGACCGUCCACCUCCGCUCGCGGGUGGUGCUCGAGGUCGCCCCCGGGGCGCGGCUGCUGGGCGGGACCAGACAGGGGGACUACCCGCCGGAGUCGCGCCGCUGGUACGUCGUGCUCGCCGAGAACACCACCGGCGCCGGGGUCACCGGCGGCGGCGAGAUUAACGGCCAGGGCGGGGCAUUCGUGGUCACGCCCAACGCGCAGAAGAACAUCAUGGUGAGCUGGAACGUCACCGGCGACUGCAAGGGCGACGAGUGCCGCCCGCGGCUCGUCGGCUUCAUCGACUCCAAGGAUGUCAGGAUCCAUGACAUCACCCUCAACCAGCCCGCCUACUGGUGUCUACAUCUUGUCAGGUGUGACAAUUCAGUGAUCCACAAUGUGUCGAUAUAUGGGGAUUUUGACACUCCCAACAACGACGGCAUCGACAUUGAGGAUUCGAACAACACGGUCAUCACGGAUUGUCACAUCGACACCGGAGACGAUGCAAUAUGCCCAAAAUCAACCACAGGUCCUGUUUUCAACUUUACGGCAACGAACUGCUGGAUCCGGACUAAAUCCUGUGCUAUCAAGUUUGGAAGCGCUAGCUUCUUUGACUUCAAGAAGCUGGUAUUUGACAACAUUACGAUAGUUGAUUCACAUCGAGGACUUGGAAUGCAGAUCAGAGAUGGAGGGAAUGUGAGAGAUGUAGUGUUCUCAAACAUCAAAAUAAGCACCAGGUACUACCAUCCUUCAUGGUGGGGGAGAGCUGAGCCGAUCUACAUCACCACAUGUCCGAGGCACCCAGAUUCCAAAGAAGGAACCAUUUCAGAAAUACAGUUCAUCAACAUCUCCUCAGUAUCAGAAAAUGGAGUUUUCUUGGCUGGAUCAAAGCACGGGCUGCUUCGCAACCUCAAGUUCAAGAAUGUCGACCUAACCUACAAGAGAUGGACAAACUACUCGGGAGGGCUGUAUGAUUACAGACCUGGAUGCCAGGAGAUGGUGAAGCACAGGACCGGUGGUAUGAUGCUAGAGCACAUCUCUGGCCUAGAGAUCGACAAUGUGAGGAUGAGAUGGACAAGAGGAAGCCUCAAAGGCUGGGAUGUUGAUCCUCUCCUCUUCCGGGCAUCAACAAUUGACAAGCUGUCAUUCCAUAACUGGCAGUCGCUGGAUGUCAGUAGGUAAGGGAAGAACAAGCCGACUGAACAUCACAUUUGAGCAUGUAUCUGUAUCGUGAAUAAAUGCCGAUUCUUUUGUUGAAAUUUGUAAAUAAAGAUCCUCCUGAAAGGCAUAUGAUUCUAGCCAUGUCAAUAAACAUUGAGAAUUUGAUUGGGCGGUAAAAAAGUUAACGCAAACGAAUUUAGUGGUAAAUACUCUAAAUUCUCAUAAACAUUGCAUGAAAGGCGUAAGUUCUUUCACCGGUCAACAAAAUUUGCAAG